AAAUAACGUUGGAGUCAUCGGAUCCAAACAAACCAAAAAAACAUUUAUGCAUUUAUCACGAACUUGGCCUUUACUGUAAACAUGACACAUAAGAAUUUGACCCAUCAGCCUACGUAUGAUGUAUAUCUAAUUAUGAAAACAUGUCCCUCAAAGGAGCCACGUAACGUCUGAAGAGCCAGAGGAGUAUGGAAGACGGAAGUUCAGAUUCAUUGGCAGGAUAUCCGUAAAUGUCUGACGUGUCUAUUUCGUGGAAGUAAGUGGGUAGCAGAUAGGAGAACGAGUGGAGGCGUGGUCGGUUUCACGUUAAUAUCAGCUGCCCGUCGAAACUUCCUUGUUCAAAACUAAUGAAGAGGAGGCUAAGACGUUAACGCUACAGUGUUUCAACAACGAACUGAUGAAGUUGAAAUGGCCUUUAGACGGGGUUGAAUUUCUCUGUCUUCAACAUCCCUUCUGCUGAGCAGCCUGCCAGGUGAUCCAGAAACAAUCAAAAAUACAUCCUACAACCUAUAUACUUUAUUUAAAAAUUCAACAAAAUGGAAAACAAAGCUGUUGGAAAAGAGAAAUUCUUUAUAGUCACUCGGGGGAAGUCAUGGAAAGGAUUCUCCCGGGGAUGCAUUGGUCGUGUGGAGGAAGAGAGGCAGGAUGGAGAGGUGUUGGGGCUGAUGUACACUGGCACCAGCAACACAGGCGGCCCCAACAGCGGGGGCACCGUGAAGAAGGAAGACACGUAUCCCCUUACCCGUCACCAGGCCCAGCUGCUGCUCUUUGUGCCCAUUGCAAGCAAGCGUGUUGAGCUGAUCUGCGACCCCCGGCUGUUCUCUGCCAUCUGUGAGCUGUCCCAGCAUGAUAUAGUGAUGGUGAAGUACAAGAAAGGGCACUUGCCAGCGCUGGUUAAAAACCUGAUGAAGAUUGGAAGAAAGGAGAAUGCAGAGGACCUUCAUAUGCUUGGGUUCGAAGUGGAGUUUUUGGACCAGGAGAAGAGUGCUGGGACCAAGAAGCCAGCCCCUCUCCCUCUGUUCAACGCAGCAGACAUUGUCCAGGUGGUCCCUGGCUACACGGUUCCCGUUAGGCCUCACUGGGCCGAUGGACACACCGGCGGUGUCGACAGGAAGGUGGUGUCACGCAUCAACUCCCUGCCCAACAUGAGGACGCGUUUGAGGCCGAGCGAGACACGCACGGACCAGCGAAUCACAGCGAGCCGUGGCCCCGCAGCGGACGAAGCCCCCCUGGAUGUGGGCUCCAUGGUGGAGGUCACGUCCAACACGGGGGCCACUGUGUACGGGGUCAUCCGCUGGAAGGGUGUACCUGUGGGCAAGACUGUGGAGUGGGCGGGUAUCGAACUGGACUAUGACCUGAAGGGCUGCUCAGAUGGGAUUCGUGGAGGCCAGAGAUAUUUCACUUGCCCAACGGGCCGGGCUUUGUUUAUUGCCAUGACGAUGUGCAGUCCUGACCAGAGGUUCCACGGCUCCUUCGACAGGAAGAAGACCCUCAAGAGUGUCGACAUCCCCCCUGACAUCGAGUCAGACGAUUCUGAAGAGGACACGCCACCUAUCUCUGAAUCCCAGGCCGCGUCUCUGUUAGUGGGGAGGAUGAGAGGGAUUCAGGGGCAUUUCAAUUCUUGUUACCUCGAUGCCACGCUCUUCAGUUUAUUCUGCUCUUCCACCGUCCUGGAUAGCUCCUGGCAAAAGCCGGAUUGGAAAGAAGAACCCACCUGUCAAAUACUGAGAAAAAAGAUUGUCAACCGCUUACGCAGAAAAGGCUUUGUUCAUGCCGAGAGUGUGAUGAGCCUACGCAAACAGCUUGGCUGCCACACUUUCCGAACAGAGGAAAAAGAUCCUGAGGAGUUCAUCUCAAUUCUGCUUCAGCGAGUUCUCUGCAUAGCACCGCUGCUUAAACUCAGGUCCAACAUGGAGAAGUGUGAGGGCGCGUACACCUACCAGAUCAUCCUAGAAAAAGAGCAGGCCGGGAGGGUGCCAACUGUUCAACAGUUGCUGGACGCUUCCUUCCUGUCAUGCAACCUUAAGUUUGAGGAGGCCCCAUCGUGUCUCAUAUUGCAGAUGCCGAGGUUUGGAAAGAAGUACAAGAUGUUCCCACACAUCAUCCCCUCUACCCAUCUGGACCUCAACAAUCUCCUUCACAAUGCUCCCAGAGAAUGCUUCAUCUGUGGGCAGCCAGCCACCAACGAGUGUGUACAGUGUCUGCAGGACCGCAAGCUCCAGCCAGGGAAAAUCAAGCAGUACUGUUCCGUCUGCAGCACACAGGUGCACACUCAUCCCUCGCGGCAGGGACACCGCCCCAGAGCCCUGGCACCUGCGCCUGCAGAGCCGACCACCGGUGCAACCGUUCCCGGACACGCAAUGGAGCUGUUUGCCGUCCUCUGUAUUCAAACCAGCCACUACGUGUCCUUUGUCAAAUACGGCCCUGACCCCCACUCAUGGCUGUUCUUCGACAGCAUGGCCGAUAGAUGUGGAGACGACCAAAGCGGUUACAACAUCCCAGAGGUCACGGCUUGCCCACAGCUCGGCGACUUUCUGUCCCAGUCGGAGGAGGAAGUGGCCGCGGUCGACCCCUCCCGUGCGGCCGAGCCCGUGCGCAGGUUGCUGUGCGACUCGUACAUGUUCCUGUACCAAAGUGCGUCCGUGCCGCUCUGUGAAGAGAGCCGGCUGUCACUGCGCCAACAGGAGGGGGGAGGCUGCGAGGGGACGGACUGUUCCCAAAACAAAGCCACGACGCUAACCUUGUGAUUCUCCACGGCCACCGGGGAAAGGCUACGGGACAAUUAGGUGGGACACAAAACCCUGUAGCCUUCUGGAGCAUUGUUGAGAAAAGCUAUUUGUUGGAAAUGAGGAUCAAUGACCUACAACACCACUUUGAAAGUGGUGUUCCAAGAGUGGUGCUGGGAAUCUUUCUUAACUGUAUAUGAAGUAUGAGUAUGAGACUUAUAGAUGUAUGUAAAAUUUGAGGGAUGGUCGUGCAGGUCACAUCUAUGAUGUUAUUAUUCUAUAUUGGUGUGGUAUCAGGUCUUCUUCUCAAUAAAUGGAAAAAAUGUUGGAAUCCUUCAACGUUAAACAGUGCAA
Messenger RNA from Gadus macrocephalus (Pacific cod), 3077 nucleotides. RefSeq names its product cylindromatosis (turban tumor syndrome), b (gene cyld2). The transcript has 15 exons. The coding region runs from base 534 to 2744 and encodes 736 amino acids. Gene Ontology annotation, biological process: protein K63-linked deubiquitination. Gene Ontology annotation, cellular component: cytosol. Lineage: Eukaryota; Metazoa; Chordata; Actinopteri; Gadiformes; Gadidae. Gene Ontology annotation, molecular function: K63-linked deubiquitinase activity; cysteine-type deubiquitinase activity. The record is from RefSeq and is a predicted model, not a curated record.